This is a messenger RNA of Thermothielavioides terrestris NRRL 8126, 3599 nucleotides long. RefSeq lists its product as uncharacterized. Gene Ontology annotation, molecular function: protein binding; GTPase activator activity. Gene Ontology annotation, cellular component: trans-Golgi network; endosome; cytoplasm. NCBI's taxonomy places the organism in Eukaryota, Fungi, Ascomycota, Sordariomycetes, Sordariales, Chaetomiaceae. The transcript has 6 exons. Bases 105 to 3509 code for a protein of 1134 amino acids. The record is from RefSeq and is a predicted model, not a curated record. Gene Ontology annotation, biological process: intra-Golgi vesicle-mediated transport.
CUCACCUUCGCGCGCUGCGGCCUUGCUGCCCUUCACCCGUCCAAGCCCGUUCAACCAUCUCCAUCUACGGUCGGUGAUUGCGCGCUGCACAUCUCGGCGCCGCCAUGGGCAACGUCAGCAGCGUGCCCGACGAGGGCGCAGCUCUGUACCUCAGAGAUCAGAAUCGCUUAUCCAUCUCUUCCGCUGUCGUAACUAGCCCCAAGAGGCGCACCUCACUCAACAUCGUUCCAAAUGCAUUUCCGGCUACGAGAGUAUCCGCAUCACGAGCCUCCGGCGAUACCACCCCCAUCGACUUUGUUCUCGAUUCCGAACACACUAGUCCCGGUGCUGGCCCCGUGUUCCUACUCAAGCUCACCAACGACGACGAUCUCGUCUUCACCUUCUCCUUCGUUAUUCGCCGAUCCCAGCAUGUUGUCCAGAAUCCAGCAGGCGGUGUUGAGGCGGUGGCUCCGGUGGACACCCAGAUCAACGGCCUGACCUUUGUCUUUGCGCCGACGGCCCGAGACGUCGAGAACCUGGUGACCCGCGAGUUCCAUGCCGAUCCGAACCUCCACAAGAAUGCAAAUGUCUCCCUUGUUGGGACCUAUUCUACAGAAGGAAGCCCCUCAGUAACAUUUGAUUGGACCUGGCGAUGGAAGCCACCCAAGAAUACAGAGGACAGGGGCGGCGGCUGGAGGAAUUCAUGCAGCUUUGUCGAGUACGACCAGCGGGCCCAUCGACUGAUAACCUUGGCCAGCUUCUCAUUUUACGUCGCCAAUGCAUCACCGUAUCUCAGCCAGCCCAACUCGCCGACGCCUCCUCUCCUCAGUGCUCCUCCCAAGGUUCGCGUGGUUUCCGCGCAGUCGCUGGAGUCCCAGAUCAGCACCAUUCCGGAGCACGAGGAGGUCGUCUCUCUUCAGCCGCCCAGCGGCGACGUGGCCAACGGGCCCCCAUCCGCCCCACAGGCUCCCCCCAAGGAACCCAUCAAGGUCGAUGUGCCAUGCCCUCGACCGGCCGAAGACAUGUCCUUGUCCGACGACGGGCCGGUCUUCCGCGCCACCAUGAAGGCGCUGGAGCAGAAGACGGGCAACAUGCGGAUGCAGAUGAAGAGGCUGAUCAAACGGGCUGAGCACGUCCACCAAACCCAGCAGGAGGCCAACGAUGCGUUUGCUUCCUUCAUGGAGGUCCUGAAAGAAGUCUCCGCCACGAAUGCCAACGCGGUCCAACCUGCCAUCGAGCAUUACUUCGACAACAUCGCGCGAGAGAUCCUAUCGUACGAGCGACAGAACACGGCUAACCUACAAAAGAUCGUCAUCGACCCGGUCAACAGGCUGUACCAGAUGGACAUCAAGCAGGCCGAGGCCAAGAAGCGCGAUUUCGAGGAAGAGAGCAAGGAGUUCUAUGCCUAUGUCAGUCGGUACCUGGGCCAGCGCCACGACUCGGUCAAGGCGAAGCAGAGCGAUUCCAAGUAUCAGACCAAACGCAAGAACUUUGAGCUCAAGCGCUUCGACUAUUCGUCCUUCAUGCAGGAUCUGUCAGGCGGCCGCAAAGAGCAGGAGGUUCUGUCGCACCUCACCAAGUACGCGGAUGCCCAGGCUAGGUGCUUCUUGCGCACCGCGAAGAAGGUCGACGAGCUGCUUCCCCAGCUCGAAGCGCUGUCCACAGAAGUCCAGGAAGCGGACAAGGAGUACCAGUACCAGCGCCGCGAACGGGAGGAGAAGAGGCGGCAGCUGGAGAAGGGCAAUCUCACCUACACUGAGCCUGAACCGCCUGCUACCGCGUCGGGGCCCGGCGCGGCGGCCGGCCACGCGAACGGGAAUCCGGCGUCCACCUCGGACACCGAGAUCAAUCGCGCCGACAGCACAGGAUCCCAGCUCAAGCCGACUCGGUCUCUCAACGCCGGCAACGCGCCCAACGGUGCCGACCUGUCGAGGUCACCCGGCAGCUUGACGCAGCAGGGCGCGGGUAGCAAUCCGCUGCAGAACCCCAAGUUCAAGGGCAUUCGCGACCUGGAGGAGCGGGACCCGAACCAGGGGACGCUCUCCGACAAGGAGGGGCCAAACCGGAAGGAAGGCCUGCUUUGGGCCCUCAAUCGUCCCGGCGGCCACGUAGACCCGCGCAGCCUGAACAAGCCGGGCUGGCACAAGUUUUGGAUCGUCCUCGACCAGGGGAAGCUGUCCGAGUACAGCAACUGGAAGCAGAAGUUGGAUCUUCACAUGGAACCGAUCGACCUGCGUCUCGCCUCCGUCCGGGAGGCCAGGAACGCGGAUCGUCGUUUCUGCUUCGAAGUCAUCACGCCCCAGUACAAGCGAGUUUACCAAGCAACGUCGGAAGAAGACAUGCAUAGCUGGAUCACGGCUAUUAACAACGCGCUACAGAGCGCCGUCGAAGGCCGGGCGUUCAAGGACAAGCCCUCGACGGCCCACGGCGACUCGGGCCUCAAUGGGGUGGACAUCGGCUCGAUGCUAGUGGGCAAGAGCUCGUCCGUCAGCCAUGCCAGUCACAGCAGCAGCGCGAUCCCCUUCAGGCGAACAACCGUUGGCGCGCGCCCCAACACGUCCCGCGGCGCCAGCUUCGAGGAGAGGCCCGACAAGCUGCUGCAGAUGCUGCGCGAGAACGACCAGGGCAAUUGCUGGUGCGCCGAGUGCGGGUCCAGCAACAAAGUCGAGUGGGUUUCGCUCAACCUCGCAAUCAUCGUCUGCAUCGAGUGCAGCGGCAUCCACCGGUCCCUAGGCACGCACGUCAGCAAGAUCCGGUCCCUCACGCUCGACACCACCUCGUUCACGCCCGAUAUCGUCGAGCUGCUACUCCUUGUCGGCAACAGGGUCUCCAACAUGGUUUGGGAGGCGAGGUUGGAUCCGGCCAUGAAGCUUACGCCCCAAGCAACCCGGGAGCAGCGGUUCAACUUCAUCAAUGCCAAGUACGUCAACCGCGCGUUCGUCGAGCCCAUCUCGUCCACCCUGUCGCGCUUCGCCACCGCGGACGAGACUCUCCUCGCGGCCAUCAAGCGCAACGAGAUCCAGCAGAUCAUCUAUGCCCUCGCCCUCCAAGCGAACCCCAACGUGACGGACAAGUCCCGCGGCACGCACGCCGUCUACCUUGCCCUCGCCGCGGCCGACCCGGCGCCCCCUUCACCAAUCCCGCCACAGUCGCAAGCAUCGGCAGCCCCGGCCGUCGACCGGGUGGUACCGUUUCCCGUGGCCGAACUGCUGAUCCAAAACGGGGCCGAGAUACCAGACGCGCUGCCGCAGGUGCCGCUCAGCCUGGCCGCGCAGGCCUACGUGGAGAUGAAGCGCGGCCGCAAGGCCGCCAUCGAGGCCUCGGGCUCGUACGACAGCCCCUCCGCCUCGGGUUCGACCUCGGCUUCGGCCUCGGCUCUGUCGUCUUCCACCCCCGCCACGUCCGCGCUCGCCGACAACAACGGCGGUGCGAACAGCGGCAGCAAGUUCCAGCGCGACAGGGAGGCCCGGCUGCAGAAGCGCGUCAGCGCCGGCGGCAGGCUGGCCAAGUCGCCGAUUCCGGAACGCUAGGGCGCGUUGGGGGUCGCCGUCGUCGCCUGCGGCGUGCCGUUUCUGUCUCUCAGGUCCGGCAGGCAGCGGAGCGAGGGGUGUUCUUCUUCU